CAGCUGUGAGAAGCCGGGGUAACGAGCAGCACUUGAACGCUGCACCAGACUCCAGCUUGCUUACACGAAUACACACUCAUCCAGCAGCGGCUGUUAGGUAAACUAAAGUGUGCGGCUGGCUCCUGCUGUGAGAACGGUAUUACACACACCAAACAAACCGACAUGGAGGAAAUGUUUUGGGGACAGGACCGCCGAGAGAGAGUCGACCGGAGGAUGUAACGGCAGCUCCAGAGCCGUUGCAACUGCACGAGGCGGCAGACCGAAUACAAAAGAAACCGCCGAGAAGAGGAGGCGAUGGUGGGGAGAGGAGCAGCAGCAGGGGGAGCGGGUUUCACUUAGACCCGAGCUUCAGUUUCAUGAAAACCCCAUAAACUUUAAAACUGGGUUAUAAUUGCAAGUAAAUCCUCCAGCAUGUCGGAUCCGAGUCACUGGUCUGCGGCGCCAAACCAGAACAAGUCCCAUUUUGUUCCGGGAGCGUUGCUGAAGCGCUCAAAAAGCUGUCGCAGCAGCAACAGGAAGAGCCUCGGUGUCGGGACGCCAUCACCCACCCUGUCCCGGCCGCUCUCCCCGCUCUCACUCCACACUGCUGCGAGCAGCCCUCUAGACAGCCCUCGAAAUGUGUCGACCAGUGCCUACCUCAACUUUCCAUUUGCCCGAAGUCACUUGGCUCGCGCCGACAGAGCUGAGGGCCGGAGAUGGUCUCUGGCAUCCCUCCCCUCGUCUGGCUAUGGAACCAACCCGCCAAGCUCCACUGUCUCAUCCUCCUCGUCCUCCCAGGAGCGUCUUCACCAGCUUCCCUACCAGCCCACUCAAGAUGAGCUGCACUUCCUUUUCAAACACUUCCGCAGCACAGACAGCAUGACCGACGAGGAUGGCCGGCCCUCGACGGUCAUACGACCUCGGUCUCGAAGCCUCAGCCCCGGGCGAUCAAGUGUCUCAUUUGAUAAUGAGAUUGUGAUGAUGAACCAUGUUUACAGAGAACGUUUUCCAAAGGCAACAGCCCAGAUGGAGGAACGCUUGUUUGACAUUAUCACCCACUGCUCUCCAGACAGCUCCCUCCCGUUGGCUGACGGGGUGCUGGGCUUCAUCCAGCACCAGUUGGUCGAGCUGGUUAGAGACUGUCUGGACAAGUCCCAGAAAGGCCUCGUUACCUCCCGCUACUUCGCUGAGCUGCAGGAGAAGCUGGAGAAGCUGCUUCAUGAGGCCUACGAGCGUUCUGAAAGCGAGGAGGUAACCGUCAUCAUCCAUUUGGUGAGGAAGAUCCUCAUCAUAAUCUCUCGGCCGGCUCGCCUCCUGGAGUGUCUGGAGUUUGACCCAGAAGAGUUUUAUCACCUGCUUGAGGCAGCAGAGGGUCACGCCAAAGUCGGCCAGGGAAUCAAGACGGACAUCCCACGCUACAUCAUCAGCCAGCUGGGUCUGACACGGGACCCAUUAGAAGACAUGGUUCAGCUUGAACAGUAUGAAGCCAAUCCUUCAGUGGAGCCAGAAUCCAAUGUGGAGAAUAAGACGCUGACACCGACUCGAAGGAAACCUUUUGAGAGUGAUUUUGAAACGAUCAAACUCAUCAGUAAUGGAGCUUACGGGGCUGUGUAUCUGGUCCGUCACAAGGAGACCCGCCAACGGUUUGCCAUGAAAAAGAUAAAUCGUCAGAACCUCGUCCUGAGGAACCAGAUACAGCAGGCUUUUGUGGAGCGAGACAUCCUGACUUUUGCCGAGAACCCCUUCGUUGUCUCCAUGUUCUGCUCUUUUGAGACACGACGUCACCUCUGCAUGGUCAUGGAGUAUGUGGAAGGUGGAGAUUGUGCCAACCUGCUCAAGAACAUGGGCCCACUGCCUGUGGAAAUGACACGUUUGUACUUUGCUGAAACAGUCCUGGCCCUGGAGUACCUUCACAACUAUGGUAUUGUGCAUCGGGAUCUCAAACCUGACAAUUUGUUGAUUACAUCUAUGGGCCACAUCAAGCUGACGGACUUCGGCCUGUCUAAAAUUGGCCUGAUGAACAUGACCACCAACCUGUACGAGGGUCACAUGGAGAAAGACACGAGAGAGUUUGUAGACAAACAGGUGUGUGGCACUCCGGAGUACAUUGCCCCGGAGGUGAUCCUCAGACAGGGCUAUGGCAAGCCAGUAGACUGGUGGGCGAUGGGGGUCAUCCUCUAUGAAUUCCUGGUAGGCUGCGUUCCAUUCUUUGGAGACACACCUGAAGAGCUUUUUGGACAAGUUGUCAGUGAUGAAAUCAUUUGGCCAGAAGGAGAUGAUGCCUUGCCUUUUGAAGCCCAGGAUCUGAUCACCCGCUUCCUCAGACAGAGUCCUUUAGACCGACUUGGAACGGGCGGAGCCCCGGAGGUCAGACAGCACCCCUUCUUCUUCGGUUUGGAUUGGAAUGGACUCCUGAGGCAGAAAGCUGAAUUCAUCCCGCAGCUGGAGGCGGAGGACGACACCAGCUACUUUGACACUCGUUCAGAGCGUUACCAUCAUUUGGCGUCUGACGAGGAUGAGGAAACCAAUGAUGAAGAGUCUUCCUUGGAAAUCAGACAGUUUUCUUCUUGGUCGCAUCGCUUCAGCAAGGUUUACAGCAGCACAGAACAUCUGGCAACGCCGUUCAACCUGAGCUUCUCCUCUGACCGCAGCCACAGCGAGGACAAAGAGGACCGCGGGGACAUAGGAGGACUCAGUCCCUACCUGAGCUCGGCAGAGGGCAGCGCAGAGCGCAGACAUGCCGGACGCAUGGCCAGCCUUCGCCCUCGGGCCUCCUCCAGCUCCUCCCAGUCUGAGAGGAGCACCAGUCCUCUGGUGAUGAGCAGCACCCACAGCCUGGAGACGAUGCCCCGCUUCGCCCUCUCCACUGACGAUGAAGCUGAGGUGGUUGUGUCAAACCUUCGGAGGAUCAGGAUUCGCAGUAACAGCACCGGGGCCAAACACUCGUCCCCCAAGGAACCGGCCGGCCCUCGGCGCUUUGGUAACCAACUGGAGACACCGGACAGACAGAGGCUUCCCUGUGGAGGAAAUGUUCCCAAGUCGGCCUCGAUAUCAGCCCUAUCUCUCAUCAUCACUUCAGAUGACUCGCCCGGCUGCCUUCAGCCCAGUCCCAUCUCCCCACGCUCUCUGUCCUCCAACCCUUCAUCCCGUGACUCUUCCCCCAGCCGGGACCUGUCGCUCAGCCCCGGCAGCCUGAGGCCUCCCAUUGUCAUUCACACCUCAGGGAAGAAAUACGGCUUCACCCUGCAGGCCAUCCGGGUCUACAUGGGCGACAGCGAUGUCUACACGGUGCAUCACAUGGUGUCGAGUGUGGAGGAGGGCAAUCCGGCUCACCAGGCAGGUCUCCGCACUGGAGACCUCAUCACCCACGUGAACGGAGAGUCUGUCCAAGGCCUGGUCCACCCUGAGAUGAUAGAACUGCUACUGAAGAGUGGCAGCACGGUGUCGCUUCAGACCAUAGCGCUUGAGAACACGUCGAUCAAAGUGGGUCCAGCUCGAAAGACCAAACACAAAGGCAAGAUGGCUCGUCGCAGCAAGAAGAGCAAGAGGAGAGAUAAUUAUGACAGGCGACGAAGCAUCUUGAAGAAGCUGUCCAAGCAGAGCACAGUGAUACACAGCAGUCGCAGCUUCAACUCAGGUCUCCACCACUCGGUGUCCUCCAGCGAGAGUCUUCCAGGCUCCCCGACACACAGCAUCUCCCCCGGGCCCUCCACCCCCUGCCGGAGCCCCGCACCCGACCAUCAGGCCUUUGACAAUAACUCCCCUCAGAGCACGUCUCCUUGCUCCAGCUCUCCCAGUUCCCCCGCUGCACACAUCCGGCCCAGCUCUCUGCACGGCCUGGGCUCCAAACUCGGCACACAGCGCUACACUAAGGCGGGCCGCCGGAAGUCAACUAGCAACAUCCCCCCCUCACCCCUGGCCUGCAACUCCUCUUCAUCUUCUACCCAGCCUCUUUCUCCACAGCGCUCUCCCUCUCCACUGUCAGGUUUCGCCAAAACCCUUCACAGCUACCACGGCAAAACUCUGUCCCCACCCACGAUCGUUAGACACAUUGUCCGGCCCCGCAGCGCCGAGCCACCUCGCUCUCCUCUCCUGAAGAGGGUACAGUCAGCUGAGAAGCUGUCUGGUGUGUAUCAUGCUGAUAAGAAGUCGUACACGCCCCGCAGGCACACGCUGGAAGUGCCGUUUUACGGAGAGGGGGACCUGCUCGGUGAUUUGGAAGCCGACGGUACUUGUGGAGGCCCCUUCAUUGGGGCCGAUCUCAGCAGGCUGGGGGGUUACAUCGGCAGCCAGAGGCUGAGGGACUCUGGGAUGGAACGAUCGGAGCAGCUGGUCGUGAUGCGAAAGCUCAACCUAUCAGAGCGGAGAGACUCCUUUAAGAAACAGGAGGCGGUGCAGGAGGUGAGCUUUGACGAGCCGGAGGAGAAAACCAGCACCGCGGUUACAGUGAUAACCACAGCUCCAGGAGCCCAAACACAAAAUCAGCAGCUGCAGCAGCAGCAGCACAGGACGGCCUGGACUGUCACUCGACCCCAAACCAGCGUGGAGGUGGAAGUGCCGGAGGUGAGGAGGUUCGCUCUGGUGCCCCAGAUCGCCGUGCAGGGCUCAACAGAGAGCGAGCAGGAUGAGUGGGAGCCGUGUUCAGAUGGAGAGGAAACCAACAACGAGAGACCGGAGCCGCAGGUGGCCGUCACUUCAUCUCAGCCACAACAGGCAGGACAUCCUCUUGGUGACAACAGCUGCAGCCAGGCAGCAGAAACCCCCCCCACUGGUCCUCAUGUUGGACCACCAACAGAGAAGACUCCACAAAAAGGGCAUUUGAGAAAGUGACAACACACCACUGCACUCAUUGCAACUGCUUUGAUCUUUUCUUUCAAGCCUUUCAAACGUUGUAAACUCAUUUACAAACUUGUCUGGCUGAGAGAAAGUGGGAGAAGAUUUUACUUGAAUUUUUUAAUUGUUAAUAUUUGCCUCAAGGCAUUGCAGACGUUCUGGUCUUAUUUAUUACAUUUGUAAACUAUGAUGAGUUGGUAACGGGGGUAAGAGGGAAGUUCUGGUUGAACAGCCAAGGGUCAACAUUUUUGUAUCCAUCAAUCGUGGUUUUAUGUCUUUUGACUGGAUUGCUUUUUGUAUAAAUGUCUAUUUUUUAAAUACAUUGUCGCAGUUCAGAGUAGUUUGAUAACGCUGGGCAUAACUGUUGUCGGACCAAAAGGUACUAUUUUUCUCUGUCAGUUUAGAUCUUAACAGUACAGCCUUGAAUAGCAUACUGCUAUUAUAUUGAUCUCCAUAAACCUAAGAAUGACCUUUGGUUCACACUGUGAGCGACAUGGUUGAUGUCAUUUUCUGAUCAGUUAUCGGCAGGAGUAUCUAUAAUAUACAACUGCAAUACUCAUUUUAUUUUUUUUGCUGCUUUGUUUUGGUACUACAUCCUUCAAAAGCUUCAAAGAAAACUUCAAAGCUACCAAGCACUAAUUAGCAUGCACGAAAAAGCUGCUCAAGUUCAAAAGUUGCUCAAAACUGGGGAGCUUUGUACAGCUGGAAUUCCUCCACUUUGCACUCGUCAGACACAACUAUUGUUCAUGCAACAAUCACAUUGGUGUGGAAAGAAGCAAUGAUGCGGUUGUCUGACCGAAGAGUGAGCCACGUUUCUCUGGCAACUUCAUCAAAUCUGUAAAAAGAUAAAAGUUCUUCCAUUGACUUGUUGAUCAUGUACCUUGCAGUGUGAAUAUGUGGUCACAGCAACAUUUUUCCCGGUCAGUGCAGGGUAAUAUUGCACACAGAAAGUACAAUCUGUUACGAAGACAUGAUAUAGCCGAUUCAAAAAAAGGGUGUAAUGUGCCACGAUAUCAGUGCAGUGUCCUCUAAGCCAUAUCGUUAAAAACAAAAAUCAUUUAUGUUGUUUGGGAAUCUUUACUCAACAUGAAGAUGUUUCUAAGUGUGUGGUUUUCCCACUGGUAUUGCAAUCUUUAUCAUAACGUUGAGGAUGAAGUCCUGGAUGUCGCAGAACAUGACACACUCUGCUUUUGUUUCUACUAUAUAUAAACUCAGUGUGAUACCGUAUCGUAGAGGUAUCUCAAAUUCAGUUUUGUGUGUUUUCCUGCUCACUAUUUGACAUCUGUAAACGCAGAUUCAGCAUGGCUCUACAUCCGUCAUAACUUGUUCUACUCAAAGCAUGCAAUUUACAGAAAAAACGUUGAGCAGCCAAAUCAAAGUCUAUGUCUUCUUCAGAGCCUUGAGGGAAAUAUCUUUUUGUUUAUAACGUUUUAGUAUUUAUUUUUUUGGUCUUUUCUUACCUAUAAUAAUAGCAAGACAUUUUGUACCUGGAAAAGUAUUGCAUCCUUGUGUAUUUUUUGGAGUAUCUUUUCCUGAAACCGUAGCUUUCGUCUUCGUUUUUUCACAUGAGCAUGUAAGAGACACCAUGCCUACAAGACCUGUUCCUACUUACUUUACUGUGUAGUGAUGUUUACAUCGAGAGGAAAAGUGCACUGAUGUAUUUUGUAAGAGAAUGUUGAAGGUAAAUUGAAGAUGGCAGAGGGAAACUCCUUGCAUUGAAUCCAAAUCCAGGGCUUCUUUGAACAAAUGUGUUAUGUCUUUGUAUCGUACAAAUAUUGAUGUAUAUUUUGAUAACAAGGGUGCGUAUAAUUCCAGAUGUGUUGAAAGACAUGAUAUGCACAAUGACAAGUCGAGGCACCAGGAUUUUGGGAAGUCUGACUUGAGGGAAUGGGCUGUUAGUAUUUAAUAUGUACUUCCCGAGUUUUGAGGUUUAUUGUCUAAUUUGUAAGUGGUUGUUGCCGGCUUUUUGUACCGACUUUAUCCUGAGUCUUCUGUUUCUAAAGCAUCAGAACUGUUGAGUUAAUUAAGUCCCUCUUCCUCCUUAAAUCUCAUGACGACGACCUUUUAGAGGGUGCUUUUGUCGUGUCACUGAGCAGCACGGAGAGAUUAUGUCGCUGAAUGGCUCAGUUAUUUUUGCAGUCUGUCAGAAUUGUUUACAAUGAACAAACAUGCUAUGUACUGUACAAACAUUUUAUAUGCUGUGGCUGUAUAUGAUGAAACUACUCUCUUUGAUACCAUGAAAGAAAACGACACUCAUCGACGUAACAUGUCAGGUUUUGUUCUUUUCAAAAAUGUUCAUAAAGAGUAAUUUAGCACCAAGCGGAGAAGCAUUUAGUGUUUUUACAUGCACUCAAUUAACGGGUUCAUCUGCUUUUUGAAAAUAGCUUUUUUUUUGGAAGGAGAAAACACUGUUUUAUUAACUGGCAAAGGGAUGAGAGGAAUUCUUGUUAACGCAGCUAAACUGCUGAGAAAACUGAUUUCUUGGCCAUGUUUUAUUAAAUCUUUUUUUAUUUUUUAUUAUUAUUUUAACAUAUGCAUAUAGGAGAAAGUAAUACUGCAGAGGGAUGAAUACAAAAUAUACAUAAUUGCUCUAGAGGUACGUUUAUGUAAAAAAAAAAAAAUAGGAUACAAGUCAGACAAACUAAAACAGCCAGUGUAACACUAUUUGUACACGUUAGACACAUUU
Messenger RNA from Cottoperca gobio, 7498 nucleotides. RefSeq names its product microtubule associated serine/threonine kinase 3b (gene mast3b). The transcript is spliced from 27 exons. The record is from RefSeq and is a predicted model, not a curated record. NCBI's taxonomy places the organism in Eukaryota, Metazoa, Chordata, Actinopteri, Perciformes, Bovichtidae. Gene Ontology annotation, molecular function: protein binding; ATP binding; protein serine/threonine kinase activity. Bases 412 to 4809 code for a protein of 1465 amino acids. Gene Ontology annotation, biological process: intracellular signal transduction; peptidyl-serine phosphorylation.